This is a messenger RNA of Centruroides sculpturatus (bark scorpion), 1212 nucleotides long. RefSeq lists its product as uncharacterized. Lineage: Eukaryota; Metazoa; Arthropoda; Arachnida; Scorpiones; Buthidae. The coding region runs from base 1 to 1212 and encodes 403 amino acids. Gene Ontology annotation, molecular function: nucleic acid binding; zinc ion binding. The transcript has a single exon. The record is from RefSeq and is a predicted model, not a curated record.
AUGGAUCCAUUAAAACCCAAAAAAUUAUGUACCAAUGCUCCGCCAUUAAAGGAGGACAGUUCCUUUAACCAACCAUCUUAUCUCAUCGUGCAUGCUACGGGAGAAACACCACUUUCUAAACGCUCCCCCUUUCUGAUUCAGAAACUUUUUGAAUCAUCCAUUGGGCAUCUUAAAAAAAUCCAAAAGAUGAGGUCAGGAGACCUGCUUGUAGAGGCAGCCUCCCCUCAACAGUCUGAAAAGCUUAUGAAAAUGAAAUCGCUAGGAGACAUACAAGUCACUACCACACCACACACAAGUCUGAACUCAUCACGUGGUGUGAUAUCUGAAAUCGAUCUGAUGUCUGAAAAUGAAUCAGACAUUCAGAUCGGUCUUUCGGACCAAGGUGUCACUGCCGUUCGACGAAUUUCGAUCCGUCGAGACGGCAAGUUGAUACCAACUAAGCACCUUAUUCUCACCUUUGGAAAACCGUCAUUGCCAUCCUUCAUUACAGCAGGAUACCUGCGCUGCCCAGUUCGACCGUAUAUUCCAAAUCCGCUGCGUUGCUUCAAAUGCCAGCGAUUUGGACAUUCCCAGACCUCCUGCCGUGGCAAAAGCUUAUGUGCACAGUGUGGAAUUGAAGGCCACCAGAGUACUGAGUGCACCAGUACUCCACGCUGUGUAAACUGCAGCGAUGCCCAUCCUGCCUACUCUCGUAAAUGCUCUGCAUGGCAGAGAGAGAAAGAGAUUCAGCGGGUGAAAACUGUAAACAAUAUAUCCUAUCCAGAGGCUCGACGCAUGGUCAACCCAAGCGCUUCUUUGAAACAGAAGAGUUUUGCGGCUGCUUUGAAGUCUACAAAGACAAUAGGGGUUCAAACAGAUAUUUCUGUUUGCCCAAAGGAAUCUCUUACUCGCCAUGCGAAAUGUUUAUUACUACCAUCAGAAGAAACAACAAAGGAGAAUACAAAAACUAAAACGCCCCUACCUAAAACAGGGGUAAUAACGAGAAACGUGGGUUCAAAAAAGGCAAGCAAGAACCCGCUAAACAAACAGAGAGUGAAAGUUGCUCUCUCUAAAUCUAAAAAAUCAGAGGCUCAGUCCAUGAGUGAGUUCUCUGAUAUCUCUGAUGAAGAGAAUAAUAUGGAGGUAACCAAACCAACGUCACCUCCAAAAGGAAAAUCAUCAGUUAAACUAAAGAGGGACACUUUUUCUAAGAAUACUGCCUCAAACACAUAA